UAACCUCACAUCUGAGUCCAUUACUAUCCUAUUGAAGUAAUGUUUACAUUUGGUUUACUGUUAAAUAUCUUAAUAAAUAUGAUAUAAUUUUGCUUGUUAGUCUUGGCUGAUCAUAAUGACGAUUUAUUGUUGUGUAACAAGGUGUAGGGUUACUUCGGAUAGUGGAGCCCAACUGUUUCAAAUACCCAAGUCUGAAGAGCGACCCCUUACUAGAGAACGUUGGCUAAAAAAAUUGAAUAUGGUAGAACCUGUGCCAGAAUUGUUAUUUCUUUGUGAGAAACAUUAUACAAUUAUGCAUGAUGAAAGUCAAGAGGAACCAGAUUUUAAAAGUGGUUUUCCUUGGGAUCCUGUAACCGUAAAAAUUGAUAAAGAAGAAAAUAAUCUUCAAAUGAAAAGUGAUGAAGGUAAUCUGGAACUGAAUUUAAAAACGUUUGUAAUAUAUCCGAAUAAAGACAAAUCUGAAGAAAAUAAUGAUGUAUAUGAAAUUCUUGCAAACUUACAGUCUACAGAAACAUCAAGUCAUAGUAGCAUUGCAACAGAAGAUUUAGGACAGUCACCAAUUGAAGCCCCUGUUACUCACUGUGAUAUAGUCUUUACAAAUCCUUUUUUGGAAUCAAAUACCACGAUCGAACUGGAAUCUUCUGAGAAUGAAGAUGUAGAAACCAAUAAAAUCCAAUGCGUUAAAGUUGUUCCGAUAAAAAAUUUGCAGGAAAAAAAGAACAACAAAACUGCAUUGUCAAAAGUAAAACGUAAGAAAAAAAGGAAACAACCAAAUGCAAACCAUAAGAACAUAAUUAAAGGCAUAAUGAAUAAUUUAAAGAAAACUAUAAAAAGGCCUUCACUACCAAAAAAACCGGCUAACGCUCUACCCAUUGUAACAAUUACUGUUGACUCCUCUGAGGAUGAGAUUCAUGAAAUAAAACAAUUAAAAAACUCUACAACAGAUGGUAAAAAAGUCUCUUUUGUAACUGUAAUGAUAAUUUGUUUUAUUUUAGGAGAAUGUAACUCCCCACCGGAUGUUGCACAGGGAAGUGAACAAAACAAAAGUUCUGAGGUGUUAAUGCUGGAAGAAAAAUUACGAAAGGCAAGAAAAAGAGUCUCUGAAGUAAACCAGGAACUUCACAUGAUGGAACGAAACUUAAGGUACAUCUUUGAAUCUGAUCAAAUUCGCCGAUUGAAGGAGGAAUACAAGAAAAGUUUUAAAUGGAAAGCUAGAACAUUAAAGAAAGCGUUGCAAUUGUACUUUAUCUGUGGCGAGUCAGGGUAUAAGUUGUUAUUAAACCAAAAUUAUCCCCUGCCUAGUAUCAGUGUGUUGAGAAGGGUAAUUUUUGAUUACAAAGUCGGUUCUGGAGUAGUUGGGACAAGCCCACAAGUACCAAGUGUAAAGUGUGUGAAGGAUGUUGUUGACGAGUUAAUUACUAAUCAAAUGCAGAAGUGAAUUCACUUUUGGUUUGAUGUUUUACUUCUUUUAGAAGAAAUAUAAGAUAGAUUACUGUUUAAGUACGCCAUUGCUUUUUUUUAUGUAAUUAUAACUACACUUAGCACAUUAUAAUUCUCACGAAAAAGUGAAAUAUGUAUUUUAGAACUUAUUAGAAUCGCAAAAUAUGAUUUGAAAUGAUUUGCUUUGCUGUACUACAUAUGUAUCGUUUUUCCUGUAAAUGUUGAUUGAAUAAAACAAAUUUUGUAUUAAACUGAAGAAUUAUUUUAAUAAUAAACAAAAUUAAAAACUGACAGGACAUAAAAAUAGAAAACAUAUCAUCAACAACUCUAAAUGCAAAGAUAAAUUAUUAUUAUUAUUAUUAUGGAGACGGUCAAUUCGUUAUAUCAAAAAAAAAAGAAAAAAA
Molecule: messenger RNA, 1844 nt
Organism: Agrilus planipennis (emerald ash borer)
Lineage: Eukaryota; Metazoa; Arthropoda; Insecta; Coleoptera; Buprestidae
Exons: 6
Coding region: 116-1438 (440 amino acids)
Source: RefSeq, a predicted model, not a curated record